CAGGGAAAAAGCAGUCGGUGUCAGCAGCAGCAGGAGCUUUGACGUGCACAAUUUCCCUGCCUGGUUGGGAUACGGUUUCGGUCGGGCUGGUGGUGGAGCCGGAUCUUGUUGGGGAUCACCGGUGACGCUGAAACCGUGUAGUCGGAGGGAGCGAGGAUCUUCUGGGCCAGACCCAAGCCGGGCGGAGGCAGCAGGAGGGAGCGGUGAAGGAGAGACAAGGGCGUGAAGGACGCCGAAGCCCACGGCAUACUCGAAGAGGCCAAUCUUCUGUCGGCGGGCGCCCAGGUUACGGUCUCCACCGCCGCCGACUCUGCGGGGAACCAUGAAACCCAACUCAACGUGAAGAGGAAGGCAGCGUGGGUGAAGCCCCAGAGCACUCGCAGGUUGUUUCGUUUGUCGUUUCAACCAAUUUGACCCCUGUAACGUAGCCCCGGCCUCCGUCCUACCCAAAUUUUCCUCUGCAGAUAUGGCCAGACAGGGUUUGCUUUCGCCAACCGGUUCAUGCGGAGGAAAAAGUUUCCCCCCGGCUCCCCUCAAGAACAAGGGCGUGAUGUUCGUGGUGUAUCGGCGCCUAAACGCCGGUCGCUCUCUGUUGUUGGCCACUUUGUACGACGGGGAGGAUACUUCGGUGGGGGUGGGCUUGGUUUUUUGUUCCAAGUACGGAGGAAGAUACAUCCCUUGAAAUAUCUGUUUGCGUGGUCGUGCAAAAUUGGAUAGCGUUGUUCGAGAUUAACUGACACAGUUUUUAGGUGUCGUUGACGUCCUCGUUUCGAGUUGAUAGCGGAUAAAAUAGCUGAAGUCGAACCCCGUCGUGAUACGCACAACAACACAGCAUGGCGUAAUUCCGCGGGAAAAAUCAGAACCUACAUCGAGUGGGAGAUCACUAGAGCUUCGACCCCGCACCUAGUGCAGACAGGCGCAACUGUAGGAAUCUGUGGUUUGCAUGUCGCGUUCAUGGGCUGGUACCAAUCGAAACACUUUCAAAUGAAAUCCCGAACAUGAGAAAGCGCGGAGGGGAUUGAUCGUCACGAAACAAGGGGCACUACAUGGCUGUGAUAGAUUAACAAGAACACAUGCUCGGGACGCACGUAUGGAAAACUCGAAGAUCGCUUCAUGGCC
Ectocarpus siliculosus is the source of this 1119-nucleotide messenger RNA. Lineage: Eukaryota; Phaeophyceae; Ectocarpales; Ectocarpaceae. The record is from the annotation of a GenBank genome assembly.